Penicillium verrucosum is the source of this 247-nucleotide messenger RNA. RefSeq lists its product as uncharacterized. The record is from RefSeq and is a predicted model, not a curated record. The transcript has 2 exons. Bases 89 to 247 code for a protein of 52 amino acids. NCBI's taxonomy places the organism in Eukaryota, Fungi, Ascomycota, Eurotiomycetes, Eurotiales, Aspergillaceae.
UCGACGAGAUGCCCUCUAUUGGGCCAAACCAGGAUACAUCUACACCGCUUGUGAUCUCACCCGCCCGCGAUCGAGACUACGAUCAGGAAUGCGCCUUAUUCUCAGCAGCGCCAUGAGGCCUUCCUCUGACCGGGGACAUCCGCCCGGUCAGUUUGGAGAAGACUUCGUUGCUUGGCCGGCUCGGAACAAGAACCGGCGUAGGCAUUGGCGGGUAUUCCGACAAGAGAUGGCACCGCAACAGACAUGA